CAAAGGGAAGUGUCUAAAGAGGGGGGAAAGAAGAAGAAACACAGAUAGAAAGAUAGCAAGCAUAAGGUCAGAAGCAAAGAGGAAAGAGAAGAGAAUAAUUGCCAGGGAAUUAGAAAGACAAUGGAGCCAGAUGGACAGACUGGGAAAAGACAAAGGGGACAAUUAUAAAGAGGCAGAAGAACCAAACGACAGGCAGUAAAUAAAAUGGUUGGGGAUAUAGAGAAUAUUUGCAGGGAUCUAAAUUUAACUGUGGCCAUUUGAGUGGAGAAGUGCAAAUAGGGACUUGUUCAACUCUGGGCAAGUGGAAAGCAGACUGAGGUCAGAGUCAGUGAGGAACCUGGAAGGUGAUACAACGAGAUUCACAGCACAUGGAGGCAGACUGAGCCGAGGCACAAGCAGCAAAGUUAGGGAGCAAAAGUCUGAAGAAGAGAGACAGGUUUUAAAUAAGGAGUUUUGAGGAGAUUGGAGCAGCUCAACCAACAAGCUGUGAGAAGAGCGUGGAUUGUUACCCUGAGGACUGAUAAGAGAUUAUAGUGCUAAUACUAAGUUAACGCAGAGACUUAUUGAAGCUCAAUACUGCUAUUAACGUCUUGCCACUGAUGCAAAGAAACAGGUAUUUCAGUGUGGAAACAUCAAGAGAAGUAAGGCUCUCACCGCUGGCACCACUCAGAUUGCAUAGCAUCCCUGAAAGAAUCGUUUCUAGACGACAACAAGGAAUUGAGAUAUCGGCAUUCUGUACCUAAAACCAAAGACUGGCAAAUCAAGAUCACAUAAAUAAGGGUACUUUUCAUAAAAAAGUACUAUAUUAAAUCUCAGCUCUAUUUUAUUUGUAGCACUGAUCUUAUUUUACAGCGAACUUCCGUACAAGUAUUGGAGUAUUGCAAAAUUCAGACUUUAGAUUGAAGUGCAUUCACCAUUUCAGAAAAUGAGCAUGGACAUGUGAGAUGUUGCCAUGUCUCCAGUUGGGUCUCAGAUUGUCGCCCUGGGAGGGCCUUAGCUGAGGAGCGGCUUUUGCUACAGAGAAAAUAGAUUCUCCUCUUGUAUCAGCGAGCAGGAAUUCCCAACAUUUGUCAUGGAUACUAUUCGUAGCAGUAGGUACAGCAUUGUGUCAACUGAUGAGGAAGGUCUUCACAUGCCGUCUUUGGGUCUUAACGGUAACUGGACAUCUUCUCUCCACCAUCCCCACUCACGGCGAAAACAGCGCAACCGUUUUGUAAAAAAGAAUGGUCAGUGCAAUGUCUACUUUGCUAACCUUAGCAACAAGUCACAGCGUUACAUGGCAGAUAUCUUCACUACCUGUGUAGACACCCGUUGGCGUUACAUGCUGCUCAUCUUCUCUGCCACUUUCUUGGCCUCCUGGCUAGUCUUUGCCUUCCUUUUCUGGUGCAUUGCUUUCCUGCAUGGGGAUCUGGGCACUAGCAGUGGAGUGAUAGGUGGAGGUAGGCAAGGACCACUAAAGCCAUGUCUGAUGCAUGUCAACAGUUUUGUGGAAGCAUUUCUCUUUUCUGUAGAAACACAGACUACUAUAGGUUAUGGAUUUCGUUACGUAACAGAAGAAUGCCCAUUAGCCAUUCUUGCUGUUGUGGCUCAGUCAAUACUUGGAUGCCUGAUUGACUCCUUCAUGAUUGGAACAAUAAUGGCAAAAAUGGCUCGACCUAAGAAGAGGGCUCAGACAUUGCUAUUCAGUCACCAUGCUGUCAUUGCACUAAGAGACGGUAAGCUCUGCUUAAUGUGGAGGGUAGGUAACCUCCGUAAAAGCCACAUUGUGGAAGCUCAUGUGCGGGCACAACUGGUUCGACCCUAUGUUACCCAAGAAGGUGAAUAUCUACCUGUGAAUCAACGAGACCUAAAUGUAGGAUAUGACAGUGGUUUAGACCGCAUCUUUUUAGUCUCACCCAUUAUUAUUGUUCAUGAGAUUGAUGAGGAAAGCCCAUUCUAUACAAUGGGUAAAGAGCAGCUGGAGGGAGAGGACUUUGAGAUUGUUGUCAUUUUGGAAGGUAUGGUUGAAGCCACAGCUAUGACCACUCAAGCCCGCAGCUCCUAUCUAGCUAGUGAGAUACGCUGGGGACAACGUUUUGAGCCUGUAGUAUUUGAGGAGAAAAAUCACUACAAAGUGGACUAUUCCCAUUUCCAUAAGACCUACCAAGUUCCAGGUACUCCUGUAUGCAGUGCUCGGGAACUGCACGAAAGUCGCAUUACCGUAUUACCUUCUCCGAGCGCCUUUUGCUAUGAGAAUGAACUAGCUCUUUUGAGCCAAGAAGAAGAUGAAGAUGAAGAAGCAGUUGGUGGUGUGCCAGAUGAAGGCGUGUUACAUGUCAUGGGAAGUCACAUGGAGCUAGACCGUCUCCAGGCCUCAAUGGCAUUAGAUAAUAUUUCCUAUCGAAGGGAGUCAGCCAUAUGAUGCCAGAGAUCAUUUAUGGAAGCUUCCUUACCAGUGCUGACAUGACUUUCUUAUUCCUGUGCCAUGCAGAGUGUUUUAAUAAAUUUGUCUGUCUGCAGACUACGACCCUA
Xenopus laevis (African clawed frog) is the source of this 2511-nucleotide messenger RNA. RefSeq names its product potassium inwardly rectifying channel subfamily J member 4 S homeolog (gene kcnj4.S). Bases 1073 to 2401 code for a protein of 442 amino acids. The transcript has 3 exons. The record is from RefSeq and is a predicted model, not a curated record. Lineage: Eukaryota; Metazoa; Chordata; Amphibia; Anura; Pipidae.